ACAUGAUGCCCCAACUCGUCUUUCGUGACUUCCACCUGUCACGCAAACCCUUUGAGAGUGGACUCCGCCGCGACCGUAGGUAGGUAGGUCCACGGAGAGACAGCGCGAUGGUGGCGCGCAGGUUCGUGGUCCGGCAGGCCCCCGCCGGCGAGGGGGAGGUCGAGGAGCACGCGGUAGAGUACGAUACGGAGGACGGCCUCGACGUCCUCCGCUUCCAGAUCUUCUCCCUCACCUCCGUCCCGCCCGACCACCAGAAGAUCGUGGUGGAGGCGGAUGGGUCCGUGGUGGACGACGGCACCGACCUGGAGGCCAUUGCUGAGGGCCUCCGCCUCGUGUCUAUCGACGAGGGGGAAGACGCGGCGGCGGCGACGAGGGCACAGGAGAAGUCCGACGAGGAGCUCGCGAGGAUGAUUCAGGCAGAAGAAGAGGCACUUCUCCUACAACAGUACAGCAUACAGAUCAAUGGAGGAGAGGUGUUCAGAGAAAAAGUAGAGCCGUACAUGCAUCGAGUUCUGAUGUACGAGGAUCCAGCACGUCAAGAGGCAGCACGGAAGACGGUUCCAAUAGAUGAACUUGAGGAGAAGGCGCUGGUUUCACUAGCCAAGGAAGAGAACUUCAGUCCUUCGAAAAAUGAAGAGGAUCAUGCCUUUCUGCUGCAAUUGCUGUUCUGGUUUAAGCAAUCAUUCAGAUGGGUUAAUGCAGCACCUUGCGACAGCUGUGGCCGUGAAACAUCCAUGGUUGGAAUGGGCAACCCGCUUCCCUCAGAAAUUGAAUUCGGUGCAUCACGGGUUGAGAUCUAUAGGUGCAAUCAUUGUUCUAGUAUCACCCGUUUCCCAAGGUACAAUGAUCCUUCUAAGCUUCUUCAAACUAGGAAAGGACGCUGUGGAGAAUGGGCCAAUUGCUUCACAUUCUAUUGUCGAGCUUUUGGAUAUGAAGCUCGUCUGAUUCUGGAUUUCACUGAUCAUGUAUGGACAGAAUGUUUUUCAAACUUGUAUGGGAGAUGGAUGCACCUAGAUCCAUGUGAAGGGGUCUACGAUAAUCCCCUGUUGUAUGAGAAAGGGUGGAGCAAGAAGUUAGAUUAUGCUAUUGCUAUUUCAAAAGAUGGAAUGCGUGAUGUAACAAAACGCUACACCAGAAAGUGGCACGAGGUUCUCUCUAGGCGAACAAUUACCUCAGAAGAUACAGUUUCAGCUGUUCUGAUGAAUAUAACGAGCAAGUAUCGCAGUGGACUGUCAGCUGAUGCACUUACGUUCCUAGAAACUCGUGACAAGAAAGAGUCUGAGGAACUUAGUAAAGCUACCUAUCUUGAAGUUGACACCACCAUAUCAUUACCUGGAAGGCAAAGUGGUUCUGUGGAAUGGAGAACAGUGAGGUCAGAAUUGGGCCAAAUAGACACACUCACUUGCUCAUCGUGCCCUGUUCGGAGAUGUGUGGAUGCUCAUGUUUCAAAAAUAUAUGAUGCUCUUUCAGCUAUUCUUUCCCAUUUUAAUGAUAGACAGAUCCCUAAAGAAAGAAUUAUUGAAGUUUUCAACACAAUGAAGAGUUUAAUGCAAAAUCUUAAAGAUGCCCACUUUAAAAGCAGGAGAGUAAUAUUAGACCAAAAAUUGCAACAAACUUUUGAGGAGAUAUCCCCAUCUAUGGAAAUGUUGCUCUCCGCUCUGUCCUUGAAACCAGAGUUGGGUACCAAUGGAGAAAGAUCUGUGGCUACAGUUGGAAAUCCAAUACAUACAUCCUUAACAUUACCAGUAGCACUUGAUGCAGUUGAUGAGAUACUGAGUAACUAUAAGAACAAUAUCUUUUACGCAAAGGGUCACCAUUUCCCAAGAGGCGAUAGACUAUGUUCAGGUUCAAUCCUUGCAAGUAGCGAGCAGCUCCCAACCGGAAUUGCAACUGCUGCAUUUGACGGCAUUCGGUCAUCGAAAUGGGAAGAACCUGAUGGAGCCACAGGAUGUUGGCUUAUUUAUAAAGUGUUUGAUGACCAAACUUACGAGGUGCAAAGUUAUGAUUUGAUGUCAGCUAAUGAUGUUCCAGAGAGAGAUCCAAUGGACUGGAUUCUCGAAGGGAGCACGGAUGGAGGCUCUACCUGGAAUACUAUUGAUGAACGCAGUUCUGUAUUGUUUGACAGCCGUUUCUGUAGGAAAACAUUUACUGUGGACAAGAGAUGCAAAGCAAAUGCAUUUCGGUUUCGGUUUCUACGUGCCAGGGAAUCUACUGCCAAUCCAAGGUUUCAAAUAGGAUCAAUCGACCUCUACGGGAAAAGCAUGUGACCUCUUAACGGAAGUGUGUUUUAACUUGUGUGGAAAGCCCAACAAGUGACAUUAAACCUUUUCGAAGCAUGCACUAGACAAGCUGGUAUUCAUGGGCCUCAUGGCCAUUAUGUACUUAUACUGGAGUAUCUGGGAGAUUUCAAUGCAUUUAAACUUCCCCUUGAUUUCUUUA
Messenger RNA from Brachypodium distachyon (stiff brome), 2439 nucleotides. Its product is annotated as peptide-N(4)-(N-acetyl-beta-glucosaminyl)asparagine amidase. Lineage: Eukaryota; Viridiplantae; Streptophyta; Magnoliopsida; Poales; Poaceae. Gene Ontology annotation, cellular component: nucleus; cytosol. Bases 108 to 2267 code for a protein of 719 amino acids. The transcript is spliced from 16 exons. Gene Ontology annotation, molecular function: peptide-N4-(N-acetyl-beta-glucosaminyl)asparagine amidase activity. The record is from RefSeq and is a predicted model, not a curated record. Gene Ontology annotation, biological process: protein deglycosylation; protein quality control for misfolded or incompletely synthesized proteins; glycoprotein catabolic process.